UACUGCGACACCUUGCUAAGGAAGGUUAUAAGGCUAGCCUCACAAAAUUACAGUUUGCAAAACAGAAGGUGCAUUUCUUGGGGCAUGAUAUCACAGGGGAGGGAAAAACGCUGUCUGCGGACAGAGUCUCAGCUAUUCAGAAAAUUCCCAAGCCGAUCACUGUGAAACAAGUUUUGUCAUUUUUCGGUAUGUGUUCCUAUUGCAGAGCAUUCAUUCCGAAUUAUUCCAUCCUGGAAAGUCCAGUGAGAGAGCUCGUGCACGGUUCGUCCCUCACCGUUUCGUCACCUGUCGUAUGGACACCAGAGGCUGAAGAAAUAUUCCUGGCCCUAAAAGGCGCCCUGCAGACCACACCCACUCUGGGACUGCCUGACCCCAAUAAACCAUUUUGUUGAAAGUGUAGAUGAAAAGAAGGGUUUUUAUGACCUCUGUUCUUUUGCAGAAACACAGGGAUAGAUUGAGACCUGUAGCUUACUUCUCCAGCAGGCUGGAUCCUGUGGCGGCUGGACUUCCUGUUUGCCUGCGUGCAGUUGCUGCAGCUGAAAAGGUGGUAACUGCCUCCAGAAAUAUUGUGGGGUAUUCUAACCUCACCCUUUUGGUCCCACAUGCUGUCUCCCUGCUUCUGUUGGAGAAAAAGACGUCAAAUUUGUCAGCACAGAGAUGGCUGAAGUAUAACACGGUCAUACUUGAUAUGCCUAACAUCAUUGUGAAACGUUGUACUGUUCUGAAUCCUGCCUCUCUUCUCCCUACAGAGGACGAUGGAAAACCACAUGACUGUGUUGCUCUCACUAACGAUUUUUAUUCCCCCAGGGCAGACUUAAAGAGCGACCCUUUGGAAAAUUCAGACAUGAUCCUCUAUGUGGAUGGUUCAGCCUCCAGAGACUCAGAGACAGGAAAGAACAAAAUAGGUUUUGCCGAAGUCUCAGAUCACGAGGUCCUCAAGGCAUCGUGUCUGCCCUUGAACCUGUCAGCGCAGGCCGCAGAGCUCUAUGCCCUCAUUGAGGCAUGCAAACUGGCGGCAGGGCAAUCUGUCAAUAUUUUUACGGACAGUAGGUAUGCAUUUGGUGUUGUGCCCGAUUUUGGCACCAUUUGGAAACACAGAAAUUUUCUCACUAGCACAGGAUCUCCCACUGCACAUCAUAAACUGGUCUCUGAGUUGUUGGAUGCUAUUCUACUCCCUAGAGCCAUUGCUGUGUGUAAGUGUGCUGCCCAUACUAACAAUACUGAUCUUGUGUCUCAAGGGAAUGCCAGGGCGGACGCGGCAGCAAAGUGUGCAGCCUUAACUUCCAGUUCACCCUCUAACCUUGCUUUUCCUCAGGUUUCUACCCCCUGUUUACCGUACAGCUAGCGGACCUUCAGAGCACUGCCACUCAGGACGAGAGACGAGUCUGGAAACAGGCAGGCUGUAUCUUUGCAAACUUGGUCUGGGUUUGUCCCUCGGGCCGUCCCUGUCUACCAAAAUACAUGUUCCCUUUCUAUGCAAAAUUGGCACAUGGGCUCACCCAUGUGUCAAAAGGGGGGAUGGUAGCAGAAAUAACAAAGAGAUGGUUCACAAAGGGGUUUUCAAAUUAUGUUGCAAAAUUUUGCAAGCAAUGCUUGAUAUGUGCACAACAUAAUGCAGCUCAAGGUAUCAGACUAACUCAAGCAGCACACCCAAGACCAGACAAACCAUUUGAUCACCUCUAAAUGGACUUUACUGAACUGACACCUAGUGAAGGGAAAAGGUAUUGCCUGGUAAUAGUUGACAUGUUUUCAAAAUGGGUUGAAGUAUUCCCCACAGCUAAACAAGACUCAGAGGCAGUAGUCAAAGCACUCCUGAGAGAUAUAAUUCCUAGGUGGGGUAUACCUAGCAAAAACUCAAGUGACAAUGGAACACCCUUUGUUAAUGCAGCCCUAAAGAAAAUAGGAGCAUUCCUAGAGAUAGACCUGAAACAACAUUGUGCCUACCAUCCUGCCAGUGCGGGAGCAGUAGAGAGGGAAAAUGGGUCCCUUAAAAAUAAACUAAGCAAAGCUUGUGCAGAAACAGGGCUAGGAUGGACAAAGGUCCUCCCUGUAGUACUCACACAAAUGAGGAUGCAAACUAGACCUAAACAUGGGUUAAGCCCAUUUUGAAAUUCUGUUUGGACAAGUACCCAACAUGGGGAUAGGGCCAGUUCAAGGAACACUGCUGGACACCACACUGUGUGAUGAUGCAAUGUUGAAUUACUGUGCAACGUUGUCCUCUGCUUUGAAAUUUAUCCACAAACAGGUAAAAGAAGCACUUCCCAAACCCGCUGAGGGAUCUACAACCAGGGGAAUGGAUAGUGGUGAAGGACUUCCGACGAACCAAGUGGAACAGGCCACAGUGGAAUGGCCCAUUCCAGGUCCUGCUCACGACCCCAACGGCAGUGAAGGUCACGGGCAGAGUGACGUGGAUCCACACUAGCCACUGCAGGAGGGUUCCUGAACCGGCUGAGCAGGAGGAAAAGAAGGCCUAAGUGACCCAGACGCUGACUAAAGCUUGUGAGGAAGAAAGGCAUCACUGCAUGGAACAGUAGGCAGCUGACAAAUAUUGGUUACCAGAUGGUGAAAAUAGACCCAGACGACUUGCCUGACUGGCCUCCAAAACCCACACAAAGACCACAACCUACCGUUCGAUGACAUCAGCACAGUUGACAUGAAACUAGUCCUGACUUAAAACACUUUCAUUAUGAUUGUUUCCUGUUCUAUUAUUCCUGAUAUAUGUAUAUGGCUUGCUAGUAUUUAUUUAAGAUGCCUAUAUGUCUUAUAAAAAAACAGCCUUAGCAUUAUCCCUGUACACUCAAUGACGUGUUAAGUCGAAUCUCUCUGGGAACUCUUAUCACUGAAACUGUGUACAGUUCUUUUCUUUUAGCAAUUAUCCUCCUAUAGGAUAAAAAGGGGGGAAAUGUGAGGGAAAUUUAGUGGAUGAACAUUCUUAUUCUCUGUGUUUCUGUAUGUUGAGCUCAAGUGACUUAAUGUACUGAGAAAAGAUGUUUUUCCAAUGCUGUAAUUGCCUUUCUGUGGCCUUGGCUGGUGAUAAGCAGGGUGCCUGAGUUCUCCAUAACUACGCAUCUGCCUGCACAUACCAGAGCACGCCAGGUGCACGCUUUAACAAAGCUUCAUAGAAAAUCUUGAGCCAAUCAUGUGAAGAUGCAAGCAGUAAGCGAAUGCCUUUAGAGUAUAAUAGAUAACAGUCACUAAAACACAACUCAGAGUGCGCGUACUCUCGGCAUCAUCAGAAGUGGUGUUUUCUUCUAUUCUUCUCUUUCCUUUCCUAUUUUAUAUAUCUGUUAUAUGAUCUACUAUAAUAAAUAACUGAAAAGACGACU
Molecule: messenger RNA, 3326 nt
Organism: Neoarius graeffei (lesser salmon catfish)
Lineage: Eukaryota; Metazoa; Chordata; Actinopteri; Siluriformes; Ariidae
Exons: 2
Coding region: 401-1345 (314 amino acids)
Molecular function (GO): RNA-DNA hybrid ribonuclease activity; nucleic acid binding
Source: RefSeq, a predicted model, not a curated record